CCGCGGCGUAAGAACCUGAGAGGGCAGGUGGUGGCGGCCUUGGCGGAGUUUCUGGCUGGAGAAGUCACCGGCGUCGGGCGUGGGGACGCCAGACCUCGGUGCAUUUGUCAUCUACCUUGGAAUAAAGUACCUCUUGUGAAGUAAGAAGGAGGAGUCUCUAGGAACAGAAUCCGACGUGGGAGAGAACCACUCCACCGUUUGAGUGUCUUAGCAGAGGCAGUAGUUCCUCGAAGGGAGCAGAUCCCAGCUAUACCUUCAGAGAUUUCAACAUUUUUCCAAGACCAGCAAAAUAUGAAGAAAUCUUAUGAAUCCUUAUCAUUUGAGGAUGUGACUUUGGACUUCACCCAGGAGGAGUGGCAGCAGCUGGACCCUGCUCAAAGGACACUGUACAGGGAUGUGAUGCUGGAGAACUAUAGUCACCUCGUCUCAGUGGGGUAUUGCAUCCCUAAACCAGAACUGAUCUUCAGGUUGGAACAAGGAGAGCAACCAUGGGUAUUAGAGGAAGAGUCCCCAAGCCAGAGCUACCCAGAAGUCUGCAAAGUUGAUAACCAGCUAGAGCAGAGUCAGGAAAUCCAGGACAGACAUUUCAGGCAAGCUCCGUUUAUCAACAACAAAACACUGACUAUAGAGAGAGGUAAUGUAUUAGGAAAAAGGCUUAAUUUCAGCACAUACCCAGUUUCUUCUGUAAAAAUACCUUGUAAAUGUGACACAAGUGGUAUGAGUUUGAAAUAUAUUUCAGAAUUAAUUAUUGAGAAUAACUAUUUAAGAAAGAAGUCUGAUGAUCUCAGCGCAUAUGGAAAAUUAUUCCUUCAUAUUAACCAUGAAAAAACUCAUGUGGGAGAGAUACCUUAUGAAUUCAGUCAAAAUGGAAAGUACCUCAGUCAUAAUGAAGACUUCAUUCCAUAUGAGAAAAUUAAAAAUGUAGAGCAGCAGUGUUUUGACUACAAAGAACGUGGGAAAGAGUUCUGUGAGAAGACACUUUUCAUCACAUAUAAACAAGCUCACAAGGGACAGAGUCCUUGUGAACAUAGGGAAUGUGAUAAAACAUUCUGUAAUUAUACAACCCCCCAAAAAAGAGAAAGUCUUUAUGAGUUUAAUGAAUAUGGUAAAACCUCUGAGAAAUUAUCUCUCUUGAAACAUAGAGUUCAUUUGAAGGUGAAAGGUUAUGAACAUAUUGAAAAAGUGGAUAAUUUCAGCAGAUCAAACUUUCCUGACACAGGAGAGAGAACAUUUGAAUGUAACAACCUGGGGGAACCUUUCUGGGAGAAGUCAGUUCUUAAUGUAACUCAGAGAACAGGCAUAGGAGACAAUGUCUAUGAAUGUAAUGAAUGUGAAAAAGCAUUCUGUGAAAAAUCAAAACUCACCAAACAUCAGAGACUACAUACAGGAGAGAAACCCUAUGAAUGUAACGAAUGUGGGAAAUGCUUUUCUAGGAAAUCACUUCUCACUUUACAUCAGAGAAUCCACACUGGAGAGAAGCCCUAUAAAUGUAAUGAAUGUGGGAAAUCCUUUUCUAGGAAUUCACACCUCAUAAUUCAUCAGAGAACUCACACAGGAGAGAAACCCUAUGAAUGUAAGGAAUGUAGAAAAAGCUUCUACCAUAAGUCAUAUCUCACAGUACACCAGAGAAUUCACACAGGGGAGAAACCCUAUGAAUGUAAUCAAUGUGGGAAAACCUUCAUUAGCAACUCAGUUCUCACGGUACAUCAGAAAACACACACAGGUGAGAAACCCUAUGAGUGUAGUCAAUGUGGGAAAUUCUUCUCCAGGAAUUCAUACCUUACAGUACAUCAGAGAACUCACUCAGGUGAGAAACCAUAUGAAUGUAAGGUAUGUGGGAAAACCUUUUGUCAUAAGUCAGAUGUCACUAAACACCAGAAAACUCACAUAGGGAGGAAACCCUACAAAUGCAAUGAGUGCGCGAAAACCUUCAGUCGCAAUUCAGGCCUAAAAGUACACCAGAGAACACACACAAAGGAGAAACCCUAUGAAUGUAAUGAGUGUGGGAAAUCCUUCUCUGAGAAAUCAGUCCUCACGGUACAUCAGAGAAUACACACAGGGGAAAAACCUUAUAAGUGUAAUGAAUGUGGAAAAACUUUUUACAAUAAAUCAGAUCUCACUAAACACCAGAGAACUCACACAGGUGAGAAACCCUAUGAAUGUAAGGAAUGUGGGAAAUUCUUCUCUAGAAAUUCAUACCUUACAGUACACCAGAGAGCUCACACAGGGGAAAAACCCUAUGUGUGUAAAAAAUGUGGGAAAACCUUCUACUAUAAGUCAGACUAUACAGUACAUAAGAGAACACACAGAGGGGAGAAGUCUUCUUACUGUGAUCUGUGUGGGAAAACCUUCACUUGCAAUUCAGUCCUCAGAUCACAUCAGAGAACUCACACAGGGGAGAAGCCCUAUGAAUGUAAUGAAUGUGGGAAAUCUUUCUCUGAGAAAUCAGUCCUCACUGUACAUAAGAGAAUACAUACAGGAGAAAAACCUUAUAAGUGUAAUGAAUGUGGGAAGCCCUUCUAUCAUAAGUCAGAUCUCACUAAACAUCAGAGAACACACACAGGGGAGAAACCCUAUGAAUGCAGUCAUUGUGGGAAAACCUUCAGUUGCAACUCAGGUCUCAAAGUACAUCAGAGAAGACACAUAAGGGAGAAACCCUAUGAAUGUAUUGAGUGUGGGAAAACCUAAGAAAUCAUUUCUCACAGUACAUUCAAAAUUACAUACAGGGGAAAAAAUUUUUAAAUUUAGCAGUGAGAGAAAUCUUAGUAUCUAGCGUUUCAUACCU
This is a messenger RNA of Physeter macrocephalus (sperm whale), 2785 nucleotides long. Its product is annotated as zinc finger protein 260-like. The transcript has 6 exons. The coding region runs from base 292 to 2688 and encodes 798 amino acids. Gene Ontology annotation, biological process: regulation of transcription by RNA polymerase II. The record is from RefSeq and is a predicted model, not a curated record. Gene Ontology annotation, cellular component: nucleus. NCBI's taxonomy places the organism in Eukaryota, Metazoa, Chordata, Mammalia, Artiodactyla, Physeteridae. Gene Ontology annotation, molecular function: RNA polymerase II transcription regulatory region sequence-specific DNA binding; DNA-binding transcription factor activity, RNA polymerase II-specific.